AUGCGUACAACGAUGCGGCCUCGUCCUCGAACCAUAGCGCAGAUAAAAGAAAGAAGUUUCGCUACACGCCGGGCAGGACUCGUUAACAAAGCAAGGCAACUCAACCAGAAGACUGGUGCCAGAACUGCAAUCCUAGGCACUUAUAACGGCAAAUUCUUUUACUACGAUAGCACCAGCGUCCUAUCCGACCUAGGGAUCAUGGAUAAGAUCCGAGGAGAGAAGGUCGAAUCACCUUCAGCCGAAAUGACAAGCGAGUCUUGUUCGAUUUCAGACACCCCCGUUUCCCAAGACUUUGAUGCGACAAAUCAACGGGAGCAUUCUGCAACUUCCGACAGCCCAUCCCUAGAGUCACUGGCCGAUAUCGGCUUUCUUGAAAAGCCAGCCAAGUUAGAGCCAGCAAAGCCAGAAAACCCUGAACAGCAUACUUUAAAAGAUGCCCAAUUCAACUUUUUCGCCAUGUUCUCAAACGAGGAUCACAGUUCGGUUGCAGGCAAAUCGCCAAAGACCCAAAAUUUGGAUUCUGAUGUGAUAGAUUGGGGCUUGGACUUUACGCCUACAUUCAUGCUCUAUAUGCUAACAAGCCUCGUGAUCUGUCACUCUUGGGUUGAACAAGUGAUGCGUAUAGCGCUUAAUGGCACCCUUAUCGGCCCCGUAGGAUAUAUGCGCGGCUAUGUUGGUAGAAGCGACCCAGGCUUUGUGGACCAUGCCAAUACAUACCUCCUCCCUCCUAACGGGCGAUCAGAGGGUGUGGUGCUCAACAGUGAUGGAAUAUGUAGUCCGUCUCAAAAAAUAGGAAACUACAGCCCCAAGUACCCAAUGUUGUCUGCUGCUCCUGGGGACUUUAUUGCUUUGCGCUACCAAGAAAAUGGGCAUGUAUCACUCCCAGAGAGUGAUCCUCCCAAGCCAGAAAACCGUGGAACAAUCUAUAUCUAUGGCACAAGCGAACCCGAUGACAACCACAAGGUUCUGGACAUUCAUCAGAAGUGGGCAGCGGGCCGGGAGAAGGGAAGACUCAUCGCGACGCGUCCCUUUGACGAUGGCCAAUGCUAUCAGAUCAACAACGGCGCCAUUUCGGUGAAGCGACAAGACAAUGUGAGGAAGGUUGCCAAAGCCCCACAAGGCGCAGAUCUUUGGUGUCAAGCCGAUGUGCGGCUUCCGCGUGACCUGCCCACCUCAGGAAUUUACACACUCUACUGGGUCUGGGACUGGCCUACGAUCACGGAUGAAUGCAAGGUUGCAUCGCCGCAGUUGUAUACUUCAUGCCUGGAUAUUGAGCUUAGGACCGAAGGAAUUUCAAAUGAAGGUAGCAUUGCGUUCAUAAGCAACCAGGACCCCAAUGACAGGGCUAUUCUGGAACAGAUGCAGAUGGGGCGGCACCCGACUCUUGUGAAAAAACUUAUGCGUGUUUUUAGGAGAACCGGAUGUCGUCCGCACCUAAGGGAAAAUCAUGUUCAAGGUCUAGUCGACGCAAGAACCCUCUCGCGUAUUAAUAACAGGUUGCAAAUUUCAGGGGAGAAUUUACUGCCGACGAUCAACACAGGCGGAAGUCAUCCUACCAUCAAGCUAAAACGAUGCAUACUUUGCAUGGAUGGCCAGCAAAGGAUUGCAGCUGCCGAGAAAAUGUUUGGGUUGGAAUACACAUGGACCGUGCGGUUGUAUUCUGCAACGAGAGGUAGCCCACACAAUCGUAACCCUGCAUUGUCAUUGACUUACCGUGCUGAUGAGUACUCGACAGGAUUGCGGCAAAUAGCUUGCCACCAAAUGCCGGCAUUUUCCCGCCAAACAAAGUUUUCCGACGGGAACAUUUAUUACCACAUCCGCAAAGCGCAAGAGACAAAGUCCUGGAAACUAGCACAGAGUUACAGAGUGGAGCUCACACAAUGUAAAGAGAAGAUUCUGAACCAGCUUAUCCAGCACCACUUGACAGGCAUAACUGAAGGAUAUGUAGCUGCAAGAUCCUUCAUAGAAGCAUUGGACCUUCUUUUGCCGUACCCCGGACUAUUGGAGGGGCUGGAGCUUGCUAAUUGGCAUAGGUACCUAGCCCUGCAUUGGGACGAACCGAUCGUUCACUUUUUAAGCGAUCAUCUGUAUUCGACAUACGAGCUCAUUGUUGAAGGAGUCGCGGAGGCGAGGAAGUAUUGCGAUAUAACGACAGUCCGUUGUCUCGCACUUCGAUGUCCAGCAAAUAGAAACGAUGCAGCUUUUAUUCAAAAGAAACUCGAAAAUGGUACACUGUUUCCUGGACUGACAGAUCCACAGAGCCGUCUCAAAAUCCUGGAGAACAUUCUCUCGAUAAAAGUAAUAAUCCCAAGCUUAAAAACCUUCCAUGAAAACAUGAAGUAUUUUGCGAUCGGGGCCAGGAUCAUUAAGGAACACCUCCUCGAUGAUGACCUGCGAGGUGCAUGGAACCUGCCCGAAAAACUGUCGUGGACUCUGCCCACCAAUCCCACAAUAGAGGCAGCCGAUGGACAUGUGACAGUCUCUAACAUGGACCAAAAAAUAGCAUUAAAGGCAUUGUUUCUCACUGCGAUCCGUUCAUUUCCAUAUCUUUCUUCUGAUAAACCGAAGCAGGACGUGCGAGGGGAAGCAACUGUAGCAAACGUCGACCCUGGAUUUGUAUAUCUGCUUCAAGCUGAGGCCAAAAGUUUAGGCCUCUCGUCAUCCAAAAUCGAAAAGGCAUUGGCUGGACACCAACCAAUCCCUCGGAGUAUAGAGACUCGUGAUCAGGAGAUUUACUGUGACUGGAAAUGCGGCAAGCCAAAUCUGCGUGCCUUUAUUGACCUUCAAAAGCAUGCAUUCCUCCCAGACUUGGCAUCGGUACAUGGGAAAGACGGUCUUGUGCCGUUGUUUGUGUUUCGGGACUUUAUGGAAGCCUUCUUUGGGAACGACGCAUUUAUGGUAGAAAUUGAGCCUCCGGAACAGGGUCAUACUGGUGCGAGCGCCUCGAGUUUCCCAGGCGGAACCCGCCCAAAUGUGCGUCGUGACAUCGCUGACACCGGCGCGAUGGAUGUUGAUCGAACCCCGGAACAGAGUGAUGGCAACACCUUGCCUUCACCUACCGACAGAACACGGCCGAAGCAUUCGCGUGUCAGACAAAAGCGACAUCACCCUUACAACCGGGCCGCUAAACAAGGAGCUUCGGGAUCGCAGACCCGCCAACGACGCAGCAGGAGUUCAAACGAAGUAAUCCUUAAUCAAGACGUAUCAAUGUCUGAGGCAGAGGCAGCUAUAGCUGACAGAGACCGAAUGCAACGCUCCGCAAUGGACCGUCGGAAAUCCACGCUGGAUCCAGAAGACACUCGGCUCGCUAUGACACCAAAACCGUCUAAAGUAGCAAAAAAGAAGCCAGACAAGGGCAAGGGGAAGGCCAAAGCUGAGGUUUUAAAUCAGCUGCUUUCACAAUCGCCUGGUUCAAGAAAAACUCCGAGCCAGUCUGUGAUUGUUCAGCCGACCGCGAGAAUUCAGCCUACACACAAACGGCCUGGAGGCCCCAGUACAGCGUUAGCGGAGAAUCCACGUGGCAGCCCGCCAGAAUCCUCAUUCAUCGCACCUCCUGAUCUAGGCCUGCCCAGUAUAGCGACGGAAGAGGAGAAUCCCCGCGACCGGCCAAGAUCGCCGCCACUCGUUGCACCUCCUAGCCCCUACAGAACGAUUACGGCUGCAGAAGUAGAUAUUGGUCAGUCUUCAAAAACCGUUGCUUCAGCUGCCCAAGGAUUGCCUGAGCCGCACAUUGACCGGAACCCCGGUAAAAAAAGAAUUGUUAAAACUGGGGUGAACACUGUGGAGAUUCGGCAGCCCGCUAGAACCGACCCUCCACUCAAACGCCCCAGGAUAGCAACGAGAAUGGUACCUUCUAGCAGAGCGAUGGAAGACGAGAACCCCCGUGACCGGCGAAGAUCGCCCCCAUUCCUGGCACCUCCUAAUCCAAGCCUGCCUAUAAUGACGACGGAAGACGAGAACCCCCGUGACCGGCGAAGAUCGCCCCCAUUCCUGGCACCUCCUAAUCCAAGCCUGCCUAUAAUGACGACGGAAGAGCAGAAUACCCAUGACCGGCGAAGAUCGCUGCCAUUCGUGGCACCUCCUAAUCCAAACCUGCCCAGAGCGAGGGAAGAGCAGAAACCCCGUGACAACCCCCAAACAUCCCCACUUGCUGCACCUAGUCCAAAUGCGACCGACCGACCACGUCAGUCAACAGCAGACAGGCGUCAGCGUACGGAUGCAACCAAUUCGGCGGCGCAAGCGGGAGUUCCCCACCAAACCCCCCAAUUUUUCUCUUCAGGCCCGCCAAACCAAGAAGCGAGAUCAAAAGCAGUCGGCCGUUGGCUCACCCCAAAACCGCCAGUUAUGACUCCACCUAGUCCAACUUUGUCCAACGAACCAUUUCACAAGAUCAUGCAUCAAAACCAAAAGCCGCAGGCAGUCAAAUCAGACCAUCGAGCGGCCGACACAGAGACAGGCGAGUCCUUCGCACAAACAAGAAUAGCAUUAUCGGGUUCUCCUGAAUCGACGUCAUGA
Molecule: messenger RNA, 4515 nt
Organism: Pyricularia pennisetigena
Lineage: Eukaryota; Fungi; Ascomycota; Sordariomycetes; Magnaporthales; Pyriculariaceae
Exons: 3
Coding region: 1-4515 (1504 amino acids)
Source: RefSeq, a predicted model, not a curated record